Molecule: messenger RNA, 2777 nt
Organism: Argiope bruennichi
Lineage: Eukaryota; Metazoa; Arthropoda; Arachnida; Araneae; Araneidae
Product: regulator of G-protein signaling 9-binding protein-like
Exons: 8
Coding region: 150-1064 (304 amino acids)
Biological process (GO): G protein-coupled receptor signaling pathway
Cellular component (GO): neuron projection
Source: RefSeq, a predicted model, not a curated record
UACUUUCGGAAUGCUGAUAUCAAGUAUUAGUAAAUAAGUAGUUAUCUCUGUCUUCUUUGGUAUGAACUAUGUUUACUCGCAGUGUUAGUUAAUGAUUUUUUUAAGAAGUAUACUUGAUUUAGGACUUUGUGUGAUAUCCCUAUCACAUUAUGGAAAAUGGCCGCCCGGCAGCCUCUUGUAGCCCAGCUGCGCGGAACUACCAGUUGCCCUCGUUCAGCAGCUGUCUUCCUCCUGUGCUGUCUCUUAAGGCCGAUUCCAUCUCAACGCAAUGCUCUGAGAUCAUCGACCAUUUCAGCAUGGAGAUAGCUCAAGCCAUGGCCCCAAAAAGUGUCGUCAAGGAGGUGGAGGACCUAAGCCAUCAGAUCUGUAAAUACCAUUCUUUGGCUCUGACCAUUGGCACGAACGUGGAUGGAGCCAACCUGCGACAAGAGCUUCUGGAGCGACAGCAGAAGGCCUGCAACACAGUCGUAUCCACCACCUCGCAACUCUCUGAGGCCUUGAGAAGACAAGAAAACAUCCCAAAGAAGGAAAUGGACGACUUGAAUCGGUCGUGCCGCGUGCUGGUCGCUUGUGUGCACACUUUAGAUCGAGAGCUGCGCAGGACGCUCAAUCUUUACCACCUGUUUCCUCUCGCCCACGACCCAGAAGGCACUAGACAAACUCAUUUCAUUCAAACGGGUUAUGCCGAGAAGGUGGAGGGCACAAAAGACAGAAGUGCGUCAUUUCAUUUCAACUCGAAUCCUACAGAAAAGUACUUCAAGGAGAGGACAAGCUGGCAGGAACUGGAAAAUGAAAUCCUGAGAGUUCAUGACUUAGAUGUAGUAUUACACCGUGAUGAAAUAUUGGGUCCAAUUUUGGAUUUGUUGACUCUUUGUCCUGCAGGGGAAAUACCUGGUAGCAAAGUCUCACUAGAUGAAGGUAGUGAUCUUCCUGAUGGCUAUUGUGACGAAGAAACAUUAUUCAGGAAAAGUAGCAACCUCUUUUGUUACAUUGCAGCCAUUGUUGCAGUAGCUUGCAUUGGAGGGGGAGUUUUGAUGGGCGUGAUCUUCAUGAUGGUCCAAUGAAUCUGGAUACCGGAGCCUCAUCUAUACUUAUUAUGCAGAAAAGAGAUCCGUCCAGCAACCUCCCAAUUCUGAGUUGCUUCCUCGCCCAUCUAGAGAACAACAAUGAUUGUUUUUCUUUUUCUCCCUAUGAAUCUAACGACAGAGUGCUCUUUUCUUUUUCUAAAAUACAGAUGUGACGAGCCAGAUCAAAUGGAAAAAAUAUUUAUUUUAAUACUUUGCAAACUGUUGUGUUUUUUGCAUGAAAAUUAAGUAGUCUUAUUUCUUGUGGAACUCUUUAUAGUCCUACAGUCUGAAUUAAGAUUAGAUUUUUUUCUUUCUUUUUUUUGUUUACAAUAUGAAUUUGUAGAUUUUCAUAUAUAACUCAUAAGAUCAAAUGAAAACUUAUUUUAAUGUUUUCAGUAUUUAUUGGUUAUCUCUAGUUAUAUGUUCUUGUUGAUAAAAUAUAGUGUAAUACAAUACCAUUUAACAACUUUUUGCUUGCAAAACAUUCUUUUAUAAGCAACUGAGGCAAAUAAAUAAACUAAGAAAAUAGCACCAGAGGAAAGGACACCUAUCCAUAGAUGUUCUUUGUGUGAUGUGCAAUUACUACUGGUUUUCAUAUUUUCUUCAUGGUGCCUCUGUAGUUUUUAUAGGCUAAAUAAAAAAAAAAUUAAUUAUUGAUUAACAUACAAUUGCAGAAAUAAGUAGAGAAGAUUAUUAAAUGUUAAAUAAGUAGAGAAGAGAUAAAUAGUUGAAAUUUUAUUUACUAGGCAAAAAAAGUAAUGCUGGACUAUUAUUCAUUGGACUAUAAUAUAUUGCAAAAUAAACUAACCAUCAUAAAGAAGUUAAAUCUAGAUGUGGGUUGAAAACAAGAUAUUUCUGAUAUAUAUAAAUAACGAUUUUAAUCAAACAUUUGGGGGGGGGCAUGAUAAAAUAGGAAAUCAGAAGUAUGUGCAGACUGUCAUUUCUAAGUCAGAAUAUAUUAACUAAGAUAAGAAUAUAUCAACUAAGAAUAUAUUAGUUGAGAUAACCAAUAUAUACCUACUUUUUUAAAAAGGUUAUUGCAUUUAUCUUAGUCAUGGGACCUGUAUUCAAGUCUGAAUUUGUUUUCUCAGUCUUUGUAGAACUUUUCACAUAAUCGGGUGAGGAUAUGCAAAUGUGUGUGGAUCAAAGUUUGCUUUGUUGGAUUUUCAAGGUUCCCACUCUUCAUAAAAAAAAGAUCUCUCUCUCUCUCUCUCAUUCCCAUGUUCCUUUUAAACACUCGAUAAACAUUACUGAUGAUGCAGGUAUCUUUCAGAAGGAAUGUCGUAACAAUUAAUACCUCACACAUUAUUUUUUAGAACUACUUUUUUGUUUAAUGCAGUGAGUUUUGUAGUAUAUUUCUUCUUGUUUGUAAUGUUAAGACUUAUAUCUCUUAAAAGGCAGAUUACUUCUGGUAAAAACAUUUGUGAAAUCUAUUUGUUUGUUAUUUCAUUUUCAUGUUCACAUGAAUUCUGAAUUGGAUGCCAGAUAUUAAAUUUUUUUCCUAUUAUUAAUGAUUUUUGCUGUUAUUUUGUUUAAAUUCCUAGUUAAAAUAAAAUAUUUGCACAGUAUUAUUUUCUUCGCUUAUAAUUGUUGUUGUAAAUUAAAAUGAAUAUUUUUAGUGAUUAGAUAAAAGUGGACAUCAUUUUUGAGCAUUAUCUUCCAAAUUCCAAAACUAAAACUACCAAAUUUAGUAAUUAAAAAAAAAUCUUC